This is a messenger RNA of Ceratina calcarata, 1752 nucleotides long. Its product is annotated as methyl farnesoate epoxidase. The transcript is spliced from 8 exons. Gene Ontology annotation, biological process: xenobiotic metabolic process. Gene Ontology annotation, cellular component: cytoplasm; intracellular membrane-bounded organelle. The coding region runs from base 1 to 1476 and encodes 491 amino acids. NCBI's taxonomy places the organism in Eukaryota, Metazoa, Arthropoda, Insecta, Hymenoptera, Apidae. The record is from RefSeq and is a predicted model, not a curated record. Gene Ontology annotation, molecular function: iron ion binding; steroid hydroxylase activity; oxidoreductase activity, acting on paired donors, with incorporation or reduction of molecular oxygen, reduced flavin or flavoprotein as one donor, and incorporation of one atom of oxygen.
AUGUUCGCCACCGUGCUUUUGGUGUUGCUCACGCUGAUUUUAUUCUCUAUAUCCUUGCUACUAGGACAAAAGUCGAAAAAAGAUCCGCCAGGACCGAUCCCGUGGCCAUUUUUCGGUAAUCAGAUCUUGUUGAAACGUUUGAAACGUGAGCUCGGUGCACAGCACGCGGUUUUCAUGGAAUUAGGAAAACGAUACGAUAGCGAUGUUAUAUCUGUGCAUCUCGGCAACGAUAAAGUGCUGGUCGUCAACGGCUUUAAACUGAUCACAACAGUUAUGAAGAGCGAUGAUUACGACGGACGUCCGUGGAAUGAGUUUAUAAAAAUAAGGAACAUGGGCAAAAAGUCAGGAAUCACGAUGAACGACGGCACGGAAUGGAAAGAGCUGCGCGGAUGGAUGGUGCGGACGAUGAAAUUUUUCGGAUUGGGGAAGAGCGAGAUGUCCGAGAUGCUCAAGAACGAAUUGUUGAAUAUGGUGGAGAACCUGAAGACCAAAGGUGGCCCGAGGAAAAUGAAAUCGCUGAUAACACCAGCUGUUGUGAACGUUCUAUGGUAUUUGGCGACGGGAACACCGUUCUUGGAUGGGAAGAAAUUGCAAUUUUUUUCAGACUUGUUAGAGACUCGAUCUAAAGCGUUCGACAUGGCUGGCGGAUGGCUGAGUACGUUCCCUUGGAUACGUUAUAUCGCACCCGAGUCCUCAGGUUACAACGUUCUCAUGACGCUAAACAAUGAGCUCAGGAAUUUCCUACUGGAGUCUAUCCGCGAGCACAAGAAGAAUUACAAACCGGGAAGCGAGGCUGACCUAAUCGACAUGUUCCUCCACGAAAUGGAAGACCACACUGAGUACGAUACCGUCUAUACUGAGGAGCAGUUGGUGAUAAUUUUGGUGGAUCUGUUCAUCGCCGGUUGUACCACUACCGGCACAACCGUGGAUUUCUUGUUUCUGCACAUGGCUGUUCACCAAGACGUGCAGCGUAAAUUGCAAAAGGAAAUCGACUCGGUAAUUCCACGCGAUAGGAUCCCGGAUUUAGACGACAGACCGAAACUUCCAUAUGUGGAAGCAGUUAUGUCGGAGUCGCAACGAUUAUGGCCCGUGUUUCCUAUAGUCGGACCCCGGCGAGUUCUACGCGAUACGGAUCUCGAUAAAUACACGAUACCUAAGGAGUCCACUGUGUUAAUGAACUCGUUUUCCAUCAGCAGGGACCCGAACCUUUACACCGAUCCCGAGAAGUUCAUACCCGAAAGAUACAUAAAGAACGGAGCUUUCGUACCUGACCCAUACUCUUUACAAUUCGGCAAAGGGAGACGACGAUGUCCAGGCGAAGCGUUGGCCAAGGCUGCGUCGUUCAUUCUCUUCGUUGGCGUAAUGCAAAAGUUUAACAUUCUUCCAGUACCCGGUAAAGGACCGACGACUAUUGAAGUCACUUUUGGCAUAACGACGUCGCCAAAGCCUUACGAGAUAUUAGCCGUACCGCGAUAAUUAGCGCCACAAAAUUUUAACACUCUAGCUUAAUUAACGAACCGAUGUAUAUCGAACUUCGCCUCUCCCGCACUGUUAUAGAAGUUCGUUAAUCUCCCGAGAUAUUUUGAAUCAACUAACACUUCAAUUUUCUGGUAACUACGUACGUGUCAGUGAACACGCACACCCGAGUGCUGUGCGUUCAGUUGGUCAAACGGUAACAGUUUACUUACAUAUACGUAUGUAUAAAGACGUAGAGUUAGUCUCGUAAACAAUAAAUAUAUGGGAUAAAGUAUA